Endocarpon pusillum Z07020 is the source of this 1680-nucleotide messenger RNA. RefSeq lists its product as uncharacterized. Gene Ontology annotation, cellular component: Rab-protein geranylgeranyltransferase complex; cytosol; cytoplasm. Bases 1 to 1680 code for a protein of 559 amino acids. NCBI's taxonomy places the organism in Eukaryota, Fungi, Ascomycota, Eurotiomycetes, Verrucariales, Verrucariaceae. Gene Ontology annotation, molecular function: GDP-dissociation inhibitor activity. The transcript is spliced from 4 exons. The record is from RefSeq and is a predicted model, not a curated record. Gene Ontology annotation, biological process: protein geranylgeranylation; vesicle-mediated transport; small GTPase-mediated signal transduction.
AUGCAUGACCUUGGAUAUUCAGGAGUCGCCAUCGCGGUUGCACUGCCAGUGGUGUGUGAUCCUGCCAAUCCUCCUGCUCUGGCCUACCCUGACUUUGCAGCGACCAUGGAGGCCCUGUCAGACACGAUAUGGGAUGUGGUGAUUGCCGGUACGGGCAUUCGACAAUCCCUCCUUGCGCUAGCUCUAUCUCGAUCCCACAAGAGAGUCCUUCACAUCGAUCAGAACAGGUACUACGGCGGCACAGAAGCAGCCUUCAGCUUAGAGGAGGCCUCCAAAUGGUCCGAUGAGUCGCAACACAUAUCUCGUGAGGCCUAUCACUUGUCAGCAAUAUUAGCGGCCCUUGUCUCCUCUCGCCUACAUACACAAAUCGAGUUUCAAGCUGUUGGAACCUGGUGGAUUGACAGGGACAGGCUGGUAGAGGUCUCAGAGAGCAACAAGCAAAACAACGGUGCGACCGAUAGCCAUGGUGGAAAGGGUCAUCCGGUCGUCCAACCAUCUGGCAUGCUGCAGAAGAUACCAAGUACUCGUGAAGAUGUGUUCGCCGACGACACUCUGGCACCACGAGACAAACGUGCGCUGAUGAAGUUCUUACGGACUCUCAUCAUGGACCCUAUUCUUGACGCAGAGUCAAAUCAAGAUCACCCUAUCCCAUCAGCGCUGACGACUCUAUCUGCGAUGCCGCCUUUGCUCGCCCAACCGCUUCUAGCCCUUUCGAUGUCUUAUGAUUCACCUAGUGCAGUAAGAACUAAGUCAGUUGUUUCACGCAUCAGGCGGCAUAUACAGUCCAUUGGGAUGUUUGGUCCUGGUUUUGGAGCUGUCAUGCCAAAGUACGGUGGAGGAGCUGAAAUUGCUCAAGUGGCUUGUCGCGCCAGCGCUGUGGGGGGUGCAGUAUACGUCCUUGGACGGGGUCUCGCAAAGGUAGAUGAGCCCCGCGUGCAAUCAGCAGAAGCAGAGGCAUUAGCAGCGGCAUCAGCAGAAGAGGUCGUUCGCUUGGAGCUGUCUGAUGGAGAAGAGAUCAAAGCUCGAUUCGUGGUCGGUGGGGCAGAAGACAUCCCCACCGGUGACAUUGAGGGCGGUGCUCGGCAGUUGAACAUCGAUCUGGUGAAAAUGGUUCAUUCGAUCAGCAUUGUCUCGUCGCCAUUGGAGCAUUUAUUUCCCCCAACCGCUGAAAGUGGACCAAUGCCUGCUGGUGCUGUUGUGGUUUAUGACGGUCAUGAUCACAAAACAACAUCUGGAUAUGACUCGGUCUCCAGAGCCGGGCCGGUCUACAUGGUAAUUCAUUCAUCAGAAAGUGGAGAAUGCCCCCGAGGACAAUGUGUCAUCUAUUCUUCCACAGUCUCCUCUUCCGAAGGGAGCGAAGACGCAAAUGUUCAAAGACUUGAUGAUGCGAUUGCAAAUCUCCUAGCUGCCUCCCCACUCUCAGACUCCAAGUCUGAAGUCCUCUGGUCGUUGAAAUAUCGCCUACAAGGUCGACCUAUAGACAGUGACGCAGGCCCGGUCGUGUCAAGCCAGUCCGGUAGAGUCAUGCUCUUCCCGGUCGCUUCCGUUGAUCCUGUUUUCGACGACUCCGUUCUCGACGGUGUCAAGGAUAUAUGGAAGCGGAUUCUAGGGAAUGAGGUUGAGGUAUCCGAAUUCUUGAAGUUUGAAGAGCGGACAGAGGACGACGAAGAAGGGUUGUGA